AGGGCAGCCAGGCUUGCCAGCAGCCUGACAGACAAACUUCCUGUCCAGAGGAAGAGCCUAGGCCACAGCAGAGACAUGGAGCUCUCCUCAGCCCCUCUCCACAAAGGGCAGCUACCCUGGAGGGGACUCCUGCUGGCAGCCUCACUUUUGCUCUGCUGGAGCUCUCCCACCACGGCCCAAGUCACUGUGGAAGCAGUUCCGCCCCACGUUGCUGAAGGGGCGAAUGUGCUUCUACUCGUCCACAAUCUGCAAGAGACACCCCAAGCCUUUUACUGGUACAAGGGACAAACUGUGGAUGAGAGGAAAGAAAUUGCACGAUUUAUAACGUCAACUAAUGUAAAUAAAACAGGGCCUGAAUACAGCGGCAGAGAGACAAUAUACCCCAAUGGAUCCCUGCUCUUCCAGAAUGUCACUCGGAAUGACACUGGAACCUACACGUUGCAAAUAAUAAUGCAAAGCUUUGAUACUCCGAAAGUAUCCGUGCAGUUCCAUGUACACCCACUGCUACCCAAGCCUAGCAUCACAAGCAACAAUUCCAAUCCCCUGGAGGGUGAAGACUCAGUAGCAUUAAUGUGUGAGCCCGAGACUGAGAAUACAAGCUACCUGUGGAGGAGAAAUGGCCAGAGCCUCUCAGAAGGUGACAGGCUGAAGCUGUCUGAGGACAACAGGACUCUCACUUUACUCAGUGUUGUGAGGAAUGACACAGGAGAUUAUGAGUGUGACACCCGGAACCCAGUGAGCACCUCCCGAAGUGACCCAUUCACUCUGAACAUUACCUAUGGUCCAGAUGUCCCGAUCAUAUCCCCCUCAGAUACUUAUUUUCAUUUAAGGACAAACCUCAGCCUCUUCUGCCAUUCAGCUGCUAACCCACCUGCGCUGUACUCCUGGUUUGCCAAUGGAGAGCUCCUGUCAUCCUCCCAAGAGCUCUUUAUCCCCAACAUCACUACUAAUAAUAGUGGAUCCUAUACCUGCUUCGUCUAUAACUCUGUCACUGGCCUCAAUAAGACCACAGUCAAGUACAUUGAAGUCCUUGAGCCAGUGACUACACCCUCCAUCCAAGUCACCAACACCACAGUCAAAGAACUUGACUCUGUGUUCCUGAACUGCUCCUCAAAUGGCACCAGGAUCUCCAUCCAUUGGUUCUUCAAUGGCCAGAGUCUGAAGCUCACAGAUAGAAUGAAACUGUCCCUGAACAACAGCACCCUCAGCAUAGACCCUGUCAAGAGGCAGGAUUCUGGGGAGUAUCAGUGUGAGGUCUUCAAUCCAGUCAGUUCCAGGAGGAGUGACCCCAUCCAGCUGGACAUAAUAGCUGACCCAACACAAGGGAGUUCUGGCCUCUCAGGGGGUGCAAUUGCCGGCAUCGUCGUUGGAUCUGUCGCUGGGGUGACUCUGAUCGCAGCCCUGGCAUACUUUUUUUAUUUCAGAAAGACUGGCGGGGGAACUGACCAGCGCGAUCUCACAGAGCACAAACCCUCAGCCUCCAACCACAAUCUGGGCCCCUCUGACAACUCUCCUAACGAGGUGAAUGACGUGGCAUACACCGUCCUGAAGAUCAACGCCCAGACACCCAAACCACCAACUUCAGCCUCCCCAUCUCCAAGAGCCACAGACACAGUUUAUUCAGAAGUAAAAAAGAAGUGAUCAUGGCCUGUCAUGCUGGCUACACCAAUGAUGCAUUUCCAGAAUCUCAUCCUCACUAGGAGAUCUCUGUACCAUGAGAUGAGGAAACACAUGUGUGUAUGCGCACACACAAACACACACACAGAUCCAGGCGCAGUCUCUUCAGUAUCAAAAGAAGGAACAAUGUAUUCUGGAGCCUACGGGAAACCCAACCUUUCUUGGAAUUGAAACCUGGCUGAGAAAAGGGCAUCAAAGCUGCCCACCUCCACUCCCCUGGCCAUGGCUUGUAUUAACUCGAGCUAUUCAGAGCACAGUCAUUCCCCCCAGCUCCAGCCCUGUCCCAGCACAGUCUGACUUGAUUCCCAUAACCCUGGACGUCACCUAAGUGCUAAUGCCAAAAAACAAAGGACAAGCUGGAAAUGGGCAUCCCUGCAUCUUUAGAGCCCGAUGUGAAGCCAUCGUACACGGGAAGAUCAAGGCUCAGCCAGAGGUCUCAGGAAAUCUCCACGCCGACAACUGUCAUGCUUGCCCGGCUGAGGCAUCAGGGUCUCUGUAUGCUGUGCAUUUACACCUGAGCCCACCUCUGAGCCUUUCUCCAGAAAACCCACUCAAAGCAGCUACCAAAGCUCUUUGGCAGCAUCCACUGCCAUUGCUAACACAAAGGGCAGGUGCAAAGCCUCUACCAGGAAGGAGUCCAGAAAAGCAGGGCUGGUGAACUGACAGUCUCCUGGAAUCUGAAAACAGAACAGAAAGAUACCCUACGUGCAGCAUUGAGAUUGUUUCAAAAGAAGCCACGUUUGGAGGUACUGGAGUUUUCUUCUCUGUAAGACAACCCACUAUUUGAAUUUUUGUAACUGCUGACUUGACUCAGUGUGUGAGCUGAUAGGUCUGCCUUAGGGGCAAGAAGCCACUGCACCACUGGCUCCCUUGGCCAGGAUCAAAAGGCCUCUCAAUCCCUUUUGAUCAAGAGUUCCAAACCAAAAAUAAAUAAAUGAAUAACAAGGCAACUCACUUGAGGAAACACUGCCUAGUGUCAAGCUAAGCCUCGUACUUACCUGGAUUUGUCAGAAAAGCCUGACUUUUCCUUUUUCCAUGUCUUCUCCUUUAUUGCUGGGCACUGGCCAGAGCCUACACAAUAUUUUUCUGACACUUUGGGCUUCCUUGCUCUCUCCCUGGAGCUCACCUGCCCCCAUCCUGUGCAGCUGCCAGCAGAACUCUUGCCUGACUCACAAGCCAGCCAUUCCUCCUCCACUCCAACCCCUCUCCAUGCUGAUGCUGAGAUUUCCAGCUUGUCUGUCUUGCUGUUCUGCUUUUAAACUCUAACAAAAACUGUCCUCCAUUUCAACAACUAACAACAGACUUUCCUCAUUCCCACCCCACUCCUGGAGAUCCAGGACCAGCAUCCAACUACCCAUCUGCAGUGUUUCUGCCUGUGCAUUGUUUGCCCUUUCUUUGGCUUCUUUUGAGCAUGUGGCCUAAACGAGCUUCAAUAUCACAAUAACAGUUUCUACAAUCUCCCUCCUGCUGAGAUUACAGCUCAGGCCACCAGGCCCAGUGGCUUGUGCAUUCCCUGACUGCCCUGCACUCUCAGGAAUCCUUGGCCUCUGCUACUGUGUCUCUGGUCCUCAUGAAUUGUGCCUUAAAGGAACACAGUCACUCAAGCUGAAGGCAUUGUUUACAUCCUAGAGAGCUCAGCACUGUUGCUCCCCUGGGAAUGUGGAUACUUGCAGGGGGUUCUUUCCCAGCCCUGGGCUUUCAACAGCCUCAGAAACCUACUUUUCCCACCUGGCAUGAAUCCCAGCAACAGGAGAAGGAAAGGCCAAUGUGCUCUCAGGGAUCCUCUGUUCAAGACGUACUGCCACCCUGUGCCUGCUAAUCAAGGGUUUUAUUGGAUAAUAAGUGUUUGUUCUCAUGCCGUACCUAACGGGCCUUCCAAGGCAGUUAUUUCUCUCAGGGAUUUCCAGCUCAAAGAAAUUCUGUGUAUAUUUUCCUUCAGUAGUACUAUUCUGGGUUAUUUAAAAUUGCCUGGCUAACGCCAAAUCAGAGGUAUUUGUAAAUAUCCCCUAUGUUCAUAAUAAA
Molecule: messenger RNA, 3699 nt
Organism: Chionomys nivalis (European snow vole)
Lineage: Eukaryota; Metazoa; Chordata; Mammalia; Rodentia; Cricetidae
Product: carcinoembryonic antigen-related cell adhesion molecule 1-like
Exons: 9
Coding region: 76-1641 (521 amino acids)
Biological process (GO): signal transduction; regulation of immune system process
Cellular component (GO): cell surface; plasma membrane
Molecular function (GO): protein tyrosine kinase binding
Source: RefSeq, a predicted model, not a curated record